Myxocyprinus asiaticus (Chinese sucker) is the source of this 8433-nucleotide messenger RNA. RefSeq names its product adhesion G protein-coupled receptor L3-like. The record is from RefSeq and is a predicted model, not a curated record. The transcript is spliced from 24 exons. Gene Ontology annotation, biological process: cell surface receptor signaling pathway; synapse assembly; adenylate cyclase-activating G protein-coupled receptor signaling pathway. Gene Ontology annotation, molecular function: carbohydrate binding; G protein-coupled receptor activity. Lineage: Eukaryota; Metazoa; Chordata; Actinopteri; Cypriniformes; Catostomidae. Gene Ontology annotation, cellular component: cell-cell junction; glutamatergic synapse; membrane. The coding region runs from base 465 to 5099 and encodes 1544 amino acids.
CAUUUUCUCUCAGCACUCGCUUCAUAGCUGUCGGGUCGCGGCCCUUCAUGCACGGACGAUCUAGCGAUGGACUGGCGCUGAUCUCGUGGAUUGCGCCAUCACUGGACCCAUUCUGCGCAUCUUCCUAUAGUAAUUACAGAAACGCACUGAUCGGGAUACAACACACGGGCUCUGAUCCCCGUGUCCACCAUAGAUCCAUUGGGAAAGGGACGGAGGUUGCUCGUAUAUCGCUCUGAUCCUCAGCGUGUGUCUUUGAGGAUUCGAACCUUAUAAAGGCGCAUCUGGGAACGGAAGAUCCAAGCAUCUUCUGCGCGUUUCUCUGCGUGUUUUAUCCACACACGGACACACUGUCACGGGAAUUAAGGACCAUACUGAGAUCACACAGCCCGAUGCUGUUGAGCGCAUCCGGAGUCGAUCAUUCCAGCGCUUCAUAAGAUGCGGUGUGUGUGUCGGAGAGGAACUCCAUGGCUCUAAGGUGUGUGAGACUGAACUUCAGCGAGUCAGUGCAGAGGUCAUCGGGGUCAUCAGUGGUCAUGUGGUCCACACACCUAUUUUUCCUCUUCACCCUCUUCACACCCGUCACACUUGUUUUAAGUCGUGCUCCGGUGCCGAUGGCUGUGGUGCGUCGAGAGUUGUCGUGUGAGGGUUAUCCUAUCGAACUGCGCUGCCCGGGCACCGAUGUCAUUAUGAUCGAGAGUGCCAAUUAUGGGCGCACAGAUGACAAGAUCUGUGACUCGGACCCCGCUCAGAUGGAGAACACUCGCUGCUAUCUGCCUGAUGCCUACAAGAUUAUGGGCCUCAGGUGUAACAACAGAACUCAGUGUGCAGUCGUUGCUGGUCCUGAUGUUUUUCCUGACCCGUGUCCUGGAACGUACAAAUACCUUGAGGUUCAGUACGAGUGUGUACCAUACAAAGUGGAGCAGAGAGUCUUUCUCUGUCCAGGUGUACUGAGAGGUGUUUACCAAAGCGAACACCUGUUUGAGUCAGACCACCAGUCUGGAUCAUGGUGCAAAGACCCCCUACAGUCAUCCAAUAAGAUUUACUACAUGCCCUGGACACCAUACCGUACAGAUACACUGACUGAGUACUCAUCUAAAGAGGACUUUAUUGCAGGUCGCCCCACCACCACAUACAAGCUACCGCAUCGGGUGGACGGCACGGGGUUUGUGGUGUUCGACGGUGCACUUUUCUUCAACAAGGAACGUACACGCAACAUCGUUAAAUUUGACCUGCGAACUCGUAUCAAGAGCGGAGAGGCGAUCAUCGCUAACGCCAACUACCAUGACACCUCGCCGUAUCGCUGGGGCGGGAAAUCUGACAUCGAUCUAGCAGUAGAUGAAAACGGACUCUGGGUGAUUUACGCUAACGAACAGAACAAUGGACGAAUUGUAGUGAGUCAGCUCAACCCAUACACACUGCGCGUGGAGGGGUCAUGGGACACAACCUACGAUAAGCGUUCGGCUUCCAACGCAUUCAUGAUCUGCGGAAUCCUCUAUGUAGUGAAGAGCGUUUAUGAAGAUGAUGAUAACGAAGCGUUGGGGAAUAAAAUCGACUACAUGUACAACACCGACAAGAGUCGUGAAACGCACCUCAACAUUCCCUUCCCAAAUUCCUACCAAUACAUUGCAGCUGUGGACUACAACCCCCGAGACAAUUUGCUCUAUGUGUGGAACAACUAUCACGUUGUCAUAUAUUCUCUUGACUUUGGAAACAACGACAACAGACUGGGAUUUGAUCCUCCUUCUUCAGUCCUGCUGCCUGAUGCGCUUCCUCCGGUACGAAGCUCAACAACUCCUCCUCGUCCAUAUACGGGCACGCUCCGCCCUUCUCUUACUACUACCACGACGACCACCAUGGCUCCGCCCCGCCGCCAUAACAACAUCCUCCCAGAAGCCCUGACACGGUCACCUCCGUCCCUGCAGACUCCAGUCACUGUUGACUAUUGCUCCCCACGUCUCACUGCCGAAAUCUCCUGGCCACGGACGCACCAGGGACAGGUUGCUAAGCAACCAUGCCCACCUGGCACCAUAGGUGUAGCCACGUUUAACUGUUUGCUUGGCUACUGGGAUCCAAAGGGACCCGAUCUGAGCAACUGCACCUCACCGUGGACCAAUCACAUCACCCAGAGAUUGAGAUCGGGCGAGACUGCUGCCAUAGUAGCGCUGGAGUUGGCUGAACAGACAAAGGGAGAGUUGCGACCCGGAGAUGUUCCCUCUACAGUCAAAGUCAUGGCACAGCUGGUGGAGUUACUGGACGUACAGCUGCGCAAUCUCACCCCAGGCGGAAAAGACACUGCGGCACGUAGUUUAAACAAGCUCCAGAAGAGAGAGAGAUCGUGCCGUUACUUCAUACAGGCAAUGGUAGAGACGGUGAAUAACCUGCUGCAGUUGCGAUCUCAGGCGGCGUGGAGAGAACUGUCCGUGGCCGAGCAGCUGCGGUGUGCAACAAUGCUGCUAGACACAGUGGAGACAGGAGCCUUCAUGCUCGCUGACAACCUUCUCAAAACAGACACCAUACAAGAGAGCACCGACAACAUCCAGCUCGAGGUGGCACGUCUUAGUACAGAUGGCAGUCUGGCUGAUCUAAGCUUUCCUCAAUCUGGACUAACCGGCAACUCCAUCCAUCUCUCAGCCAACACACUCAAACAACAAGGACGCAAUGGUGAGAUCCGCCUGGCACUGGUUCUCUAUAAGAACCUGGGCCAGUACCUGUCCACGGAGAACGCUAGUGUCCGACUGGGCAGUGAAGCGGCCUAUCCAAACUAUUCCCUGAUAGUCAACUCACCUGUUAUUACCGCAGCCAUUAAUAAAGACAGUAACAAGGUCUACCUGUCUGAACCUGUGGUCUUCACUGUCAGACACAUACAGCAAUCGGAAGAGAACUUCAAUCCGAACUGCUCCUUUUGGAGUUACUCCAAACGCACCAUGACGGGAUACUGGUCCACUCAAGACUGCAGACUACUGGGCACCAAUCGCACACACACUUCCUGUUCCUGCACACAUCUAACCAACUUUGCGGUGCUAAUGGCCCAUGUGGAGGUCAAGAAAGCGGACCAGGUGCAUGAGCUGUUGUUGGAUGUCAUCACGUGGGUGGGGAUCCUGCUGUCUCUGGUGUGUCUGCUCAUAUGCAUCUUCACCUUCUGCUUUUUCCGCGGUCUCCAAAGCGACAGGAACACCAUCCACAAGAACCUCUGCAUCUCACUCUUCAUCGCCGAAACGCUCUUUCUCACCGGCAUCAACCGCGCUGACCAGCCUAUUGUGUGCGCUGUGUUUGCGGCCCUGCUGCAUUUCUUCUUCCUGGCUGCGUUUACGUGGAUGUUUCUGGAAGGCGUACAGCUGUACAUCAUGCUGGUGGAAGUGUUCGAGAGCGAGUACUCACGCACAAAGUACUUCUAUCUCACCGGAUACGGAGUGCCUGCUAUUAUAGUGGCUGUGUCCGCUGCGGUGGACUACCAUAGCUAUGGAACAGAAAGAGUGUGCUGGCUAAGGUUAGAUACAUACUUCAUAUGGAGUUUCAUUGGGCCUGCUACUCUCAUCAUCAUGCUCAAUGUUAUUUUCCUGGGUAUUGCGCUGUAUAAGAUGUUUCACCAUACGGCGAUUCUUAAACCUGACUCUGGUUGCCUGGACAACAUCAAGUCAUGGGUUAUAGGUGCCAUAGCUCUGCUGUGUCUACUGGGUUUGACCUGGGCGUUUGGGCUAAUGUACAUCAAUGAGAGUACAGUCAUCAUGGCCUACCUCUUCACCAGCUUCAAUUCUCUGCAGGGAAUGUUCAUCUUCAUAUUUCACUGCAUCCUGCAGAAGAAGGUCCGUAAGGAAUACGGCCGGUGUCUCCGAACACACUGCUGCAGUGGAAAGAGUGUGGAAUCAACCAUCUCCACUUCAACUAAGACUAGCACAGCCCGCACACCUGGACGCUAUUCCACCAAUUCACAGAGUCGUAUUCGAAGGAUGUGGAAUGAUACUGUCAGGAAGCAGUCAGAAUCAUCUUUCAUCACGGCUGAUCUGAACAGCUCAGCCACACUCAACAGAGGUACCAUGGCUAACCAUCUCAUCUCCAAUGCUCUGUUACGUCCUCAUGGCACUAAUCCCUAUAACACACUACUUGGAGAGUCUGCUGUGUACAAUAACCCUACUGCCAACAUGUUCAACACGCAAGCCUCCUACAGAGAUUCAAAGAGCAUCCUCAAUAACGCACGAGACUCCAGCGUCAUGGAUACGCUGCCUCUUAAUGGUAACCAUGGCAACAGCUACGCCGUGACAGCAGGUGAUUACCUUACCUACAGUUCUCGUGGCAGCGAGCCGCCAACUACGCUUGAGAAAAAGAUCUUGAAAGAGCUGACAGCAAACUACGCUCCAUCGUACCUGAACACUCAAGAGCGACAGGGGAAAGCUCACCAGGGGACCUUAACCAACAAACUCAACAACCACCUGGCCAACGGCGGGGUCGCGGGGUCAUCUUCCAUCGCCAAGGAUGACGUCAUGGUGCUCGAUAACCCUGGAGCAUUUCAUCGGCACGAUGAUGGGGCUGGGUUAAGUCUAGAGCUCAUUAGGGAGGAGUCACAAGCACCGCUCCUCCCACCGAGACCGCCCCCUCCAGAAAACCAUGCCCCCUUGCACACAUUCUCGGCCCACCGCCGCCUGCCACAGGAGAACAGCGAGAGCUUCUUCCCACUGCUCCCUAAUGACACACACAAGCACUCCUCGCAUACGCACACUCCCCGCGUGCACACGCACUCCCCGCACUCCCCACCCAGAGACUCGCUCUAUACCAGCAUGCCCACUCUUACUGACCUCCCACAUGGCACUGAUGACCUCAUCAACGGUCUCCAUGAUGACGAAGACGAUGAGGAGGAUGAUGGCGAGGAGGAAGAGGGGAGUGAGCUGCACCUGGCCAACGGCAAAGGGGUUGUCAUGGAGACAGACGAUGUGUACUACAAGAGCAUGCCCAACCUGGGCUCGCGGAUCCACAUACAGGAACUAGAGAGCUACUACCAGAUGGGUCGGGGGGGCAGUGACGGGUUCAUCGCCCCGCCUGAGAAAGAAGACUCGUCGCCCGAGGAACAGCCACCCGACCCCUCACAGCUGGUCACCAGCCUAUAGACACUGACGCAUACAUACACACACACACACACACACGCAAGCAUUCUGACUUGGUGUGUGUGUGAGUGUGUGACACAAUGCACAAGGCAUGGGAUACACUACCUACUGCACUGAUAGAUCCCUAGAAAGACUGAUUCCAGAUAGCCCCCGAUUUCAGUAAAUACAAGUAUCCUGUACCAAACCGCACCAAAAUCAUGCAACCAGAACUAGUAACCCAUUCCUUCUCUAGAACAAAGACUACCAUGUGUAGGCAGGUCUCGUGGACAUUUUCUUGUGAUAUCUCUUUGCAAAUGGAUCUGCUGAAUGAAACUAUUCACAGACACAACACGCUAGUCAAUUAGGAGACAUGUAUUCCAGUCAGGCAGACUUUUUCCUCCCUGGAUCAUUUACAUAGCUCUCCUUAACCUCCAAAAUGGCCACUACAAAAUCCUUCAUCCGAUGGCUCUAAAGCAGAGAUGCCCAAACCAGGGCCUACGGGCCAAAGUUGGCCCAUGAUGACCUUUAAUUUGGCCCGCCUUGCCGUAUAUGCGAUUGACGCUUCUUUUCAUUGCAUUAAUUUAGCAGACUGCAGAGACAUUUUUUUUUAUUUUUUAUUUUUUAUAUUGAAAUCAUAAAGCAGGAGAAACAGGGCAACUUUCAUAUUUUAAUAUAAUGCAGUUUGCAGAGCCUGAAAUUUGGCGUGGGUAUUGCACUCAAUUUUAAUAAUUCCCACAAGUUCCACGUUCAUAAUGCAGAAAAUUCCACUUCACAUUGCAGCUGCGAAUUAGUAAACCAAUAGAUACAAAUAAACAAAUCAAAUCAAUAACAAUAACAAUAACAAAAACUCUAAUUCCAGAAGCUGCACGAGUAAAUCCGCUCUCUCUCACUUUCUCUCUCGUGCAGCAUUCAGCAGCGUGUUUGAGCAUUUUGAGCACUUGUUGAAUUUAGUGUAAGCGGGAGCAGUGAGGAAGUACUUUGUCACACAGUUACUGAACUUAAUAUGUUGCAAAUGUAUAAACCUUUCUAAACCUGUUAAUUUGACAUGCGAAUGGCAUUAUACAGCGUCUCCGCAAGCGAGCGACACGAUAAAACUAUAUUAUUCCUGUUUAUAAUCAACAAAGCUGUUAACAUGGCAAGCACCUCAUGGCGAACGCCUUUCAUAUCGUGGCACUCCCUCAUUAUUCAUAAUGCAGCACAUUUGCAAGAAAGGCAGAAAUAGCAAAAAUGCUUUGUGUACCAGCUGCAUGAUGAAGAGAGACACUGAAACACCUGUUACAUCUCUCAUCUCCAUCUCUAGUUCCAUCCAGGUUCUGGGCAAAAAAAAUUCCCUUGCAAUCUGAUAUAGUUCCAAAUGUAUCCAUCACGAUCAUUUGAAUUUUUGCUAAACAGUAUUUGUUUCGUGCCGUCUGUUGUUCAGAUGUUUGCCGAGACAUUGCCGGAAGCUCGUCGUGUCGUGCUCCCGCGCUAAAAAUACCAAAUGCUACAAUGUAGUUAGUAAUAAUAUUAACAAAAAUAAAAUCCCAUAUGAGCCAUGGAAGGGGGGAAUCCAAUGGGGAAUCAAAAAUGAUUUUCAGACCCUGAGUUUUUUAUAAUGCAACGUUUACUUUCGGCCCACGGCCCUCAAUCAAGUUGGAUUUUUGGCCCUUCGUAGGAAAAAGUUUGGGCAGCUCUGCUCUAAAGGAGUACGGCGAUGGGUGGAGAGCAUGUAAAUGCCAUUUUAGAGGACUGUGUAUGAUAAUGUGACCACCAACACAGACUCUGAACUCUUCGAUCAUACCGAACUGCAUUACCCACAAUUUCUCUAGACUUCUCUAUGAUUCUGUGCUGCACACAUUCCUUCUCGUUUAGCACCGAUCUUGUUUCUGAGUGUAAAAUCACACAGGCACAUCUAACCUUAAAGACUAAGGAAUGAAAAACAGCAGCUGUUUUUCAUAUGUUUAUUUUUCAGUAACAGUCUCAGUUAUCGAGAGGUUAUAUUCACCAAUUACAAAAUGGAGCCAAUGUUCAUGCAAAAUGUACAGACCCCUGAUGUUGCAUAUGAUCGUAUGCGUUUCAUGUUUUUGACAUAUUUUGCCCCUUGUAUGUGUUUUUGUAGACUAGACCAAUCCCAUGAUGCUGUGAUGGUCCUUCAUAAAACUAUCCCUUAUACCACACAGCACACACAUAUCAACAUGCACACACACACACACUCUCUCUCUCUCUUCUUUAUAGCCAAAAAAAACACUGUUGCAGCUCUCUUGUUUGAAAGGAUGACCAUUGCUCUCUCUUUUUUCCAAAUGCAACACUUUGUCAUUCUAAUUCUCACUGUGUUGAUUAUAUCCAAGAGACUCUGGGGAACCGACUGUUGUGUGAUGGACAGCUAUUGCAGAUAGGAUCCCAUAGCUGUCCAAGAUAAAGGCAUGUUGUAAUGUUAUAAAUUCUAGAGCGCUUACCCUUGAACACAUCACCUUGCGUGUUUAAGAGCAGAAAUUGGUUGAAGAAUUAUGACCAUUCCAAUCAAAUGAGUUGAUUGGAUCUCAUUGUAACCAGGCUAAAAUUGUUCUCAGGGGGUGGGGGGGAGGGGGGGUCUUUUAUUGUGAAGAUUUCACGUACCAAGUCUGUUUUUAACAGUUAAACAGUUUUCUUGUUUUUAAAAAAAAAAAAAAAAAAAAAGCAAAAAUCGAACAUUUGCGCCCAUUCACUUCCGUUGUAAGUGUCUCACUGUAAUCUCGAUUUUUGCUUUUUUUAAGAAAAGGAGGGACGAAUCUAAAUUCAUUUUUGUGGUGAUCAACAAUAUGCCACAAAUGCUGUCGACUGAGCUUAACUUGUAUUGUACCCGAAAUAUUCCUUUAAAUGAGUGCACUGCAGAAAUCAUGAUUUAUAAUCAUGCAGUCCAGAUGACGCAUGUGUAAACAAAUAAAGUAGCCCUGUAAAUGAACUACAGACUAGGAGUAUGGGACCUUAAACUGAGUGGUUUCGAAGAUGGCAACAGCCUUGUAAAGGUCGGUUUCUAAAAACUACUGUUUACUUGUUCUCAGACUGAGACUCCCUGUAGCUUGCACAUCUUUCCCUUGUUAACCCACCCUGAGAAAAUUGACUGCAUAUUUAUUCCUGUGAUUGUUUUUUUUUUUUAUUCUUUAUUUUCCAACAGAUCAGAAAUGUAGGAUCUUUGAGAGGGUCUGAAAAGAAUCAGAAUCGGCACUGAGACCUUUUUUAUUGUUAUUAUCAUCAAUAUUAUUAUUAUUACAAUAUCAAUGAAAUUAUUAUUUAUUCUUUUCAUAUGCAUUCCAAACUGAAUGAACUCAUAACUAAUAUUUGUUGUAACAGUGAAAGUUGUUUGCCAACAAAUAAAAUGACUGAAUUAAUAUUUACAAUA